AUGUACAUUUACUGGAUACUGUUACUAGCUGUUUCUGUAACUUGCGAUCCAUUUCUUAUCCCAUUAAAAGGCAAAGAAGGUCCAGGAAUUUAUACGAUUUACAAUGUUGAGGGUGGAGGAAAAUUAUAUUUGGCUUCGAAUGAUGCUAACGAGAGUCUCAACAAGAUUACACUUGUCACAGGAACCGUCAAUAUAACAUUGGACCAACUCUAUGACUUCAGCGACACUCCAAAAUUCAUAACAGUUUCCGACAAGGUGGUUCUAUCAAAUCAAAAUUUAGAUGAUGUGACCGAUGCGCUCACUGGUUAUCUAUAUAUAACCACUAAACAACAAGCAGAUGAUCCCAACUUCUCCGUAGCCGUUAUCAAAACGAAUCACACAAUCGUUACAACUAACGCCAACUCGACUGUCGUCAUUCUUAACACUGCACUGAUUUCGGAUUCAGAUGAGAUUGAUAAGCCACUCAAAACGUCGCGUGUGACUAAUAUCAAUCAGUCAGCAAAUACCGAGUUUGAUUUCCAUUGGGGUAUUCCUGCCAAAAAUUGGACCACCAUUACUAAAAACCGCUUUUUCGAGAAUCCAAUUCUUGCAGCCAAUUGCUAUAAUAAUGGCACAUGCACGCGAUUCAACAACAUAGAACCCCUUCAAAUCAACCAGGACUAUUGGUAUCUCAAGUCUUCUGGUCCAUUAACGAUGACCAUUGAAAACAAGUUUGUCCGCACUCUCAACUACACGACAACUGCAUUUGAAACAACUGGGAUUAUUGUGAACAACGACGUGUUUUUAGAACACACCGUCAACUUUAUUUUGGAUCCGACGAGAGAACGAGACGCUGGCGUGAUAGUAUCCACAUUCAUCGAAUCGAACGACACUUUGAUCGAAUUCCGUUUAUUGGAUGAAAAUGGAGGAGAGAUUGAAAUGUCUUUGAGACCUUUUGCCGAAAACCACGAUGCGACCAACUACCUCUAUGACACCGUCUACAGUAAUCUCUACUACAGUACCUACAGUUUCUACAGUAAUUCCAAUCUCCUCAGCGCCUGUCUUCUCAACAACAGUCUCAGUCCUGCUAUCUACACAACCAACUACAGUAAUCAAAACUACAGUAAUCCCCUCGACAUCUGCCUCCUCUACUCAGACGGAACCGGCUACAGUAGUCUCCACUACAGUACCCACAGUUUCUACAGUAACGCCCUUGACGCCCGCCUCUUCUACUGUUACACAACCAACUACAGUAACUACAGUAAUCCCCUCAACGACCUCUAA
Messenger RNA from Caenorhabditis briggsae, 1263 nucleotides. Gene Ontology annotation, biological process: innate immune response. The record is from RefSeq and is a predicted model, not a curated record. NCBI's taxonomy places the organism in Eukaryota, Metazoa, Nematoda, Chromadorea, Rhabditida, Rhabditidae. The transcript has 7 exons. Bases 1 to 1263 code for a protein of 420 amino acids. Gene Ontology annotation, cellular component: membrane raft.